AUGCCUCUUGCAUUGUCACAGCAGCCGGUUCAAACUCCGCAACUAAAGACUCAGGUUCUGUCGCAGUCAUCGCCCAGUCAGACCUCACCUCAGCAAUCUACACCUGGCUCAGCGACCAAGUCGACGGUAGUGAAAGCGCUGCCAACAGUUCGUGACCACACGACCGACCAACUCGGACCCGAAGGUGACGAGUAUCUGCCCAGAGAAAUUGACGAAGCCGGCGAGACGAAAGUAUCCAAGACUGGCUACCCUCGUGAUGGUCGCAAUUACAGAUGCCGCACGUUCCAGCUGCCUAAGCGCGGCGAGAAAUUAUUUAUGCUUGCCACCGAGUGUGCACGUGUGCUUGGCUACCGUGAUUCGUACCUGUUGUUCAACAAGAACCGCUCGCUACACAAAAUUAUUGCGAGUCAACAGGAGAAAGAUAAUCUGAUUCAUCAAGAGAUACUGCCUUACUCUUACCGCUCACGACAAAUCGCAAUUGUUACCGCAAGGUCGAUGUUCCGACAGUUCGGCAGUCGCCUCAUUGAAGGCGGUCGACGAGUGCGUGAUGAUUACUGGGAGGCGAAAGCCAGGAAGCAAGGCUUCACCGAGGCUGACAUGGCGGGCGACAAGCGACCAGGGGCGUCAAAGCGGAGGGAAGCUGACGCACAUGCAGCUGCUGAGGCCCGCAACGCUGUGACUUCACUGCCUCAAGGCGAGAUCAUAUAUAGCAAUGGGGGAGAUGGGCAGCCACCAGGCCCGCAUCCCAUGACGCUGGCACCGGCUGGUCCGCUGCCAAUGAUACACCUAGUUGAAGAUGAACUACCGGCCAAUACCUUUGGCAACAUGAUCCGACCAAGACAAGAGAUCAAUGGUCCACCGUACCAGGAUCGCAUUCAACCUAGCAGCGCCUCGGACAUUAUGACGAAUGCGACAGGUGCUGCAGAGUACAACAAACAGCUUGGACAGACCCGCGUUCACCGCGCCAACUACCUCGACGACUACUGGCGGCGUCCUCACGAGCAACCCGCAACUCAACCCGAGCAGACCGCGACAGAUGUCGCGACAGUCGCUCCGCAACACCUACAGUCUCCACAAGCCGUUGCUGGUAUGAAUCAGGCUCGCUCUGUUCAAGAUCACAUGACCCAUCCUGGCUCUCAGAUGAUCCCACAGUCGUACGGCACGUAUUCGAACCAGCAAAAUACAAUGGCUUCCCCGGUGCAGGCCAUGCAUAGACCAAUGACGUCUGGUCAGCUGCCGCAAGGCUCACCUUCCAUGGCUAUGGGAGCGUCGGUUGGCCAUCGUCCAACUCCAUCUUACGGGUAUGGAACUGGUCAGAUGUGGCAACCUCCGCAACCUCAACCUUCACCAUUACCUCAACAACAUCACUUGCAGUACGGACAGCAACAGCAUCACUCUCCAAUGCCGCCGCCGCAGAUGCCCCCUCAAGCUGGCAUGAACUACGCGCAAAUGGGCCAGAUGGGCGCUGGCGCAUAUGCUGGCAUGAAUCGAAGCAUGUACCAACCCGGCCCAAGUCCACAACAGUUUAACCUAACUCAAUUGUCUGGUGCCAAUCAGCAGCCUGGUAUGCAGGGCUGGACAACGCCCAGCUCCAUGCCACAAGACUGGCAGCAACGUUAUCAAUGA
Molecule: messenger RNA, 1626 nt
Organism: Baudoinia panamericana UAMH 10762
Lineage: Eukaryota; Fungi; Ascomycota; Dothideomycetes; Mycosphaerellales; Teratosphaeriaceae
Exons: 1
Coding region: 1-1626 (541 amino acids)
Cellular component (GO): nucleus
Molecular function (GO): chromatin DNA binding
Source: RefSeq, a predicted model, not a curated record